Trichechus manatus latirostris (Florida manatee) is the source of this 960-nucleotide messenger RNA. Its product is annotated as olfactory receptor 4K2-like. Gene Ontology annotation, molecular function: G protein-coupled receptor activity; olfactory receptor activity. Lineage: Eukaryota; Metazoa; Chordata; Mammalia; Sirenia; Trichechidae. The transcript has a single exon. Gene Ontology annotation, biological process: G protein-coupled receptor signaling pathway. Bases 1 to 960 code for a protein of 319 amino acids. The record is from RefSeq and is a predicted model, not a curated record. Gene Ontology annotation, cellular component: plasma membrane.
AUGGAGGGAUUCAACCAUUCCAGAGUGUCUGAAUUCAUGUUACUUGGACUUACUGAUUCCCCUGAGCUCCAGAUUUUCCUCUUUGUGAUGUUUUCCAUUUUCUAUUUAAUGACCAUGUUGGGCAAUUGCCUGAUUUUGCUCACAGUCAUAUCUACUCCACUCCUCCACUCCCCCAUGUACUUCCUGCUGAGCAACUUGUCACUUAUUGAUAUGUGCCUGUCCUCCUCUGCCACUCCAAAGAUGAUCAUGGACUUCUUCGCUCAACAAAAGACCAUCUCCUUUGAAGGCUGCAUUUCACAGAUCUUCUUUUUGCACCUCUUCACUGGAACUGAGAUUGUGCUGCUUAUCUCCAUGUCUUUUGACAGGUAUACUGCCAUAUGCAAACCUCUUCAUUAUUCAACAAUUAUAAGCCAAAGAGUGUGUGUUGGGCUUGUAGUGACUUCUUGGACAGUGGGAUUCCUGCAUACAAUAAGCCAGUUAGCUUUUAUCCUUUACUUGCCCUUCUGUGGCCCCAAUGUUGUAGACAGUUUCUUCUGUGACUUUCCUUUGGUCAUCCAGCUAGCUUGUAUAGAUAUUUAUGUUCUUGGGAUCUUCAUGAUUUCUACUAGUGGUGUGAUUGCUCUUAUAAGUUUUCUGCUUUUGCUCACUUCCUACGUCAUUGUUCUUGUCAUUAUCAACAGCCACUCCUCCAAAGGAUCAUCCAAGGCUCUCUCUACCUGCACUGCACACUUCAUAGUUUUAUUUAUGUUCUUUGGGCCUUGCAUCUCCAUCUACAUGUGGCCUUUCACAAACUUCCUGGUGGUCAAAGUUCUCUCUGUUUUCUGUACCAUUUUCACCCCCUUUCUGAAUCCACUUAUCUAUACUUUUCGAAGUCAGGAAGUGAAGACAGCUAUGAAGAAGAAACUAAGUAAUCAGUAUUUCAGUGUUGGGAAAAGUAUACCACUUUAUCCAGUGCGAUGA